AUGGCCCGGCCACUACGCCGCUCGGAGGGGGAAUUGUAUGUGGCCCAGUUCGUGCUGCAAUCCACACAUCGGAAGUUCAACAAGUUCUUGAGCACGCCAGAGGGAAAGUGUCAACUGCACCCGAAUUUGAAGCUCGGCAGUGCUGAUGGCGAACUGGGUUCCGAUGAAGGUGGAUCCUUUGGCAGCCUCGAAGAUGGCACACCAGUCCUCUAUCAGACCAAUGGGAUUGCACGCACCGAACAGCCAGUAUUGAACCGCUCCAUUCGCUGCAAUCGGACCGGUGCCCCCGGUCACUACAUGGAGACGAAGAUGUUAGUCGCGCGCCCCCGUGACACGGGCUUAGUGGGCUUGGCACGAGCCAAGACCAUCAAGACUCGUGUGGAUCUUCAGGCCAAUCUGUUUUAUUCCUUCACCAGCUGCUGGCAGAUUUAUGCCUGCUCGGCGAACGUCGGGCAGCUGGGCGAGGAGGACUCCGGAGAACGCAUCCUCGUGCGCCGGUCGGUGAGGGAUUUUCAGCAACAUCAUUUUCAUGACUUUCCCGUGGCGAAGCAUCUCGCCGAUCUGCUGGACCGAGAGAAUGAGGUGCUGGUGAAGGGGCAUAGCUUCGAAGUCGGAGAGAUUGAGAAGGACUUGUUCGACUACCACUGUUACACUCUGCGAUCCUGGCAAACCUAUGAGUGUGAAGGAAGGCCCCCUGAAAGUGAUGUUGGACGGAAACUCCUGGAAGCUGCACGGAACGGCCAAGUUUCGGAAGUCAAGCAUUUGAUUUUGAAUUGUGGGUGCCAUUGUGACACCAUUGUUUCGGAGUUUGGUUGCAUUGGCAGUGGCAAGUCUGGCAUCUACACUCGGACCGAUUGCGGCUUUGCAGAGGAGCGCACCGCACUCAUCGCUGCAAUUCAAGCGGGGUGGCGCUCAGUGGUCGAAACGAUUUUGGAGUUUGUACGUGUAGGGCAAGCAAGCCUGAACGUGGUUUGCCAUGAGUGGAACCCAAGGGGAAUAGGCGGAGAUUGCCUGCGGCCCUGCUACACUGCACUGGACCAGGCCAAGCUAUACCACCGUGAGGACAUUAUUCCCUUGCUGGAGGCUGCUGGAGCACUUCCACAUAAGAGGUGCAAGAAAAGCCGUCGGGAGAAUCCCUUUGAUGUCCGAGCCAGGCAAGAUCGAGGCGAACAUCGCGAGGAGCAGCCAAAAGAUUCGGCUGGCCGUGAGGAUCGCUAUGAGGAUUUCACAUUCUCAGAAUGGGCUGAUGAAGCGCAAAUGGAUAGCGACAUGAAACAGGCGGUGGAAAGCCUCAAAGAAGAGCUGCAGCAAUACGGCAACCUGUCGGAAGCCGAGCAAACCAAACUCUUCCGCAAGCUGAGUGCACGCUGGCAUCCGGAUAAGCACCCGGACGAGAAGAAGGUGAUGGCCACUCGAGUCUUCCAGUGGAUCCAGCAUGUCAAGGAUGAAGCCUGGGAGAACAGAGCAUGGUCGGCUUAG
This is a messenger RNA of Durusdinium trenchii, 1479 nucleotides long. NCBI's taxonomy places the organism in Eukaryota, Dinophyceae, Suessiales, Symbiodiniaceae. The record is from the annotation of a GenBank genome assembly.